Molecule: messenger RNA, 1847 nt
Organism: Myxocyprinus asiaticus (Chinese sucker)
Lineage: Eukaryota; Metazoa; Chordata; Actinopteri; Cypriniformes; Catostomidae
Product: galectin-9-like
Exons: 12
Coding region: 269-1234 (321 amino acids)
Biological process (GO): negative regulation of CD4-positive, alpha-beta T cell proliferation; negative regulation of type II interferon production; positive regulation of gene expression
Cellular component (GO): cytosol; nucleus
Molecular function (GO): galactoside binding; carbohydrate binding
Source: RefSeq, a predicted model, not a curated record
UUGCAGCCACACCAAGCGUUUACUGUUCUGAGUCCAGUUUUUAUGCCCACAUAGUAACGUUAUACUCCCUUUAAACCAAGUGUGCUAAUGACAUCUUUGUAAGAUUGUAUACUGAAGAGAGCGCGGAAGCACGAGAUCCAUGGGCGGUCCUUUUCUAACCAUACCAUAUAUUCUCUGCAAUUUGCUUUUCUAGCUAGGCUUUUGUGAUCUUGACAAUAGCUUGAGAUACACUUAGAAAUACGACUUUAUUAAAGUCAGAACUGGGAUAAUGGCAUUUUAUCAACAACAGCCGUUUUACAACCCGAGAAUCCCAUUCACUGGUUUGAUCCAAGGAGGCCUGCAGGACGGAAAGAGUAUUAUCAUCAGUGGACAGGUUUUACCAGGGGCUAACAGAUUUCAUGUGAACCUUCAGUGUGGCUCCCAGUCCACAGGAGAUGUUGCUCUGCAUUUUAACCCACGCUACGAGAGUGGCUCUAGCUAUGUAGUGCACAACACCUAUCACAAUGGUUGUUGGGGCUCAGAAGAACGCAAGUAUGAAACUCCUUUCCCCUCAGGCCAACCAUUCACCCUCCAGAUCUUUGUCACCAUGGAUGCAUACAAGAUAAGCACAAAUGGGAGACACUUCAUGGACUUCAGACACCGUAUUCCAUUCACCCGAGUGGACACUGUAUUCGUGGAUGGAAUGGUGGAACUGAAUUCUAUUGCUUUCCAGAAUCCUGUGUCCUACUUACCUCCACAACCAGGUUAUCCAGGUUAUGUGCCAGUCCAACCAGGAUAUCAGCCUCAGUAUGCUGCACCUCCAGGAUGUGGGUUCCCUUCUUACCCGGCUCCACCUGCCUAUACUAUCCCGUACAAAAGCGUCAUCAACGGUGGACUGCACCCUGGCAAAAACAUUGUCAUCCAUGGAGUGGUCAACCCUAAUGCUAAAAGAAUAACAUUUAACCUGCGCCACAGAACUGGGAUUGCAUUACACUACAAUCCCCGUUUCGAUGAGAAUGUGGUUGUGCGCAACACCCAUCAGAUGGAGAAGUGGGAAACGGAGGAACGGUUUGGAGGCAUGCCGUUUAAAAGAGGGCAAACUUUUCAGGUCACCAUCUCUUGCAAUCCCCAUCAUUACAAUGUGUUUGUCAAUGGCCAACAAGCACACACUUACAAUCAUCGUUACAAAAAACUGGACGAUAUUGAUAUUUUGGAGGUUUGCGGAGAUCUACAGUUGACUUUAGUGCAGGCCUAACAAGGAUUCAGGUCUGAUAAGCCAUUUAGGUCAUAAAGUGCUCUUAAAAAUGCAAUUCACUCAAAGAAAAACAAGAAAAAGCAUUUUUAAUUAAGGAGUUUCACUGUGAAACACAUGAAAACGGUCAACUAAAAUCAUGCAAAGCACUAUGAUUUUGGCGUAUUGGGUGUGUAGCCUCUUUGAUGAAAAGACAUACAUAGCAUGCUUUAGUUUAUAUGUGCCAAUAUGUUUUUAUAAAGUUCCUUACUGCCUAUGUGCUUUAUUGACAUUGUACUUACAUUAAACUCAAGGUAGCAGCAGAGAUCAACUCAGUAUUCCCACACUCUAAAAAAUGCUGGGUUAAAAAUAACCAUUGCUGGGUUAUUUGGUAACCCAGUGCUGGGUAAAUAUUCCAAGUGCACUUUGUGUCACCCAAGGAACCCAAACGCUGGGUCAGUAUGAGCCAUUACCGAGAAUAUAACCCAGCAAAAUAGGUUAAAAUACUUAACCCAGCGAAUGGGUAGAAAAAAUAACCCAGCAUUUUUUAGAGUGCAUGAGAGCAUCACUGUGGCAUAUAUUACUGUGAACUUUAAUAUCUAUAUAUAAAAACAAUAAAGUUAUUUGCAAAUAAGUA